Molecule: messenger RNA, 637 nt
Organism: Culex quinquefasciatus (southern house mosquito)
Lineage: Eukaryota; Metazoa; Arthropoda; Insecta; Diptera; Culicidae
Exons: 3
Coding region: 17-637 (206 amino acids)
Source: RefSeq, a predicted model, not a curated record
UGCCCACCGUCUUGCAAUGUGUUCAAGAACGGAUCUUUUCGCGUCACUGCUUGUGAUUGCCUCUGCUGUCGUGUUGAUAAACCCGGAAGUGCUUCACCGGCCGGAACGAUCCGUGCUAAAUUUCCCUUCCGGAACCUCCAAUGGGUUCCUGAUAGCCAUUGCCAUCCCGCUGGAAGUGCCCGGCCGGAACAUCUAUCUGUCGCACAACUUCGAGAUGAACUACGGACUGCCGACGGCCGCCUACCAGUACCGGCUGUGGUACACCCUGUUCAAGAACUCCGGCUACAACGUGACCCAGGCCGUCAACCGGAAGCGGCGCAUGGUGGAAAACGUGCGCUUCAGCCGGCGCUUCCUGUACGAAAUGUUGGCGGACCGGAUGGACAUGUAUGGCUACAACGGGACGGCCUGCAUUCACAGGGCGAUUUGUGAAACGCUGGAAAGUUCGCUUCAUCCGUACAACGGCGUGGUUGGUGACGUCACCCAUAUUGUGUUUAGUCCAUCUGCGUCAGAAGACGAGGAUAUUCCUAUUUCGUACUACCAGGCGGAAGCUGACGGAUGUGUUGCGGACUGUGAGGGAUAUCGGAAACAUUGUCCGGUUGGGAUAUUUGACUUGAUAUCGACUGUUAUUAACGCUUGA